AUGAAGACAUCAAACUACAGUACCACACAAGUUGCAGUCGGUGCGAUGAAGCGGCUGCGUAGCGUCUGUCUGUCGCCCACCAUUCUCUCCUCCCUUGCAGAGCUGCAGGACGGCCUUAACGCGAUGGUCGACGCGAACUGGCGGCAGGUGCGUCGCCCAGACGACUGGGCGCUCGCCAUCACGAUGGAGAGUGCGGAGCUGUUGGACUCGUACCCGUGGAAGUGGUGGAAGAAUGUCAAGGCUCAGCCGGACCUGCAGAAUGUGAAGAUUGAGCUCACCGACAUUUUGCACUUCUCCCUCUCGGGGGAGAUGCAGAUGCGCUCCAGCGAGGCGCGGCUGCGCAACGAGGUGGACAACAGGUCGCCGAAGGAGUUGUGUCGCCUCUGCUGCCCACCAACAGCAGCAGACGCAGAAACCGCAACAGAGGGUGCACUGCAGGGUGUUAUGUUCUUCCCGCUCACCAACACUGACAAUGCGGUGGCAAGCUUCCGUAACAUCAUCCAGCUGUCGAAUGCUCACCGCUUCGACCUCAUCACGGAGGCCAUCAUAAAGGCGGCGGAAGACCUCGGCUUCAACCUCGUCGCGUACUACGUGGCGAAGCACACGCUGAACAGCAUUCGCCAGAUGAAGGGCUACAAGGAUGGCACGUAUGUAAAGGUCCGUGGCGGUGUCGAGGACAACGAGUUGCUGCAUGAGUGCAUUGCGCCGUACUCGGUGGAGGAUGUGCUGAGCGAGGGCUGCUACCAGGAAACGUGGGAGGCAAUCAUGCACCGCGUGUUUGAUGCCUUUGGCACGCCCAAGGAGAAACAACUGAACAUCAGCCAUUGGCUCAAGUCAACCGAAGAGGUGAAGAAUGGUGGCACCACGGCGCCAAGCGCGUAA
Trypanosoma grayi is the source of this 882-nucleotide messenger RNA. Its product is annotated as putative dUTP diphosphatase. Lineage: Eukaryota; Euglenozoa; Kinetoplastea; Trypanosomatida; Trypanosomatidae. The coding region runs from base 1 to 882 and encodes 293 amino acids. The transcript has a single exon. The record is from RefSeq and is a predicted model, not a curated record.